AUGGCUGGCGGCGGUACUCCUGUUGGCCCUUCUGCUUCUCCCCUUGGCCAGGGUUGGGGCUAUGGCAUCGUGCUUGGUGUUGGCUUUCUCUUCGCCCUUGGCAUGGUCUUCACCACUUGGGUUCUCAAGCGCUACAACAAUGAGGUGCAAACUUCAGAGAUGUUCUCAACUGCCGGUCGUACUGUCAAGUCUGGUUUGGUAGCUUCAGCAGUAGUGUCUUCGUGGACUUGGGCAGCUACCCUGUUGCAGAGUUCUUCGGUCGCGUUCCGCUACGGUGUUUCUGGACCACUCUGGUAUGCCGCUGGUGCUACCGUACAGAUCCUGCUCUUUGCGACCGUUGCGAUCGAACUCAAGAGGCGAGCCCCUAACGCUCAUACGUUCCUCGAAGCUGUGCGUGCUCGCUAUGGAAAGGCUACGCAUUUUGUCUACAUCACCUUCGGCCUCUUCACCAACAUUCUCGUUACAGCCAUGUUGUUGACUGGCGGAUCUGCCGUCAUCAGCUCUUUGACCGGUGUGCCUACAGCCGCAGCCUGUUUCCUACUUCCCCUGGGUGUCGUAGUCUACACCAUGUUUGGUGGUAUCAAGGCCACGUUUCUCACAGAUUACGUUCACACCGUUAUCCUCCUCAUCAUCCUUCUUACUUUCGCAUUCACGACUUAUGCCACGGGUGACCGGCUCGGCUCGCCCAAAGCAGUGUACGAUCGUCUGCAGGAACUUUCGGCAACCACCCCCGUUCCCGGCAACGCUGGCGGAAGCUAUCUUACAAUGAGGAGCAAAGAUGGUGCCAUCUUCUUCGUCAUCAACAUCAUUGGAAACUUUGGAACUGUCUUCAUGGAUAACGGAUACUACAACAAGGCUAUUGCUGCAUCCCCAGUUCAUGCUCUUCCUGGAUACAUCAUCGGAGGUCUUUCCUGGUUCGCUAUCCCUUGGCUUUGCGCAACCACUAUGGGCCUCGCCGCUCUGGCACUGCAGAGCACGGAGUACUUCCCUACCUAUCCCAACGGCAUGGAUGAAGCCUCUAUCAGCGCGGGCCUCACCCUUCCAUAUGCUGCUGUGGCGCUCCUCGGAUCUGGCGGUGCAGUGGCUACUCUACUAGUCGUGUUCAUGGCCGUCACUUCAGCUUUCUCGGCGCAGCUCAUUGCUGUCUCCAGCAUCUUGACAUACGACAUCUACGCAACCUACAUCAACCCCAGUGCAAGUGGUCGACGUCUCGUCUACACCUCGCACGUCUGCGUAUGUGGGUUUGGACUCGUCAUGGCUGCGUUCUCGACUGGACUUUGGUACGCAGGUAUCAGCAUGGGCUGGCUGUACGUCUUCAUGGGCGUAAUCAUUUCGUCUGCGGUGCUUCCAGCCACCCUCACAUUGAUGUGGAAGGGUCAGAACAAAUGGGCGGCUACUUUGUCGCCAGUGUUGGGUCUUUGCUGCAGCAUCACCGCCUGGCUCGUCACCACCUCCAAGCUGAACGACGGCGUGAUCACUGUCGCUACUUCUGGCGCCAACAACCCAAUGUUGGCUGGUAACGUGGUCGCGUUGCUCUCACCCGUCAUCUUCAUCCCGGUCCUGACCCUGAUCUUCGGAGUUGACAACUACGACUGGGUGUCAAUGAAGAACAUUCGCCUUGUGGACGAUUCGGAUGUCACAGCAGCUGCGCACAUGGACAUUGAAGCCGUGCACGGCCGCCAUGCUGCCCUCUCCCCAGAAGCCGAAGCCGCCGAACAAGCCAAGCUGUUCCGCGCCUCCAAGAUUGCAAAGAUCACCACCGCGACGCUGACACUCGUUCUUCUCGUACUUUGGCCAAUGCCUCUCUACGGUUCCGGCUACAUCUUCAGUCAGUCGUUCUUCUCAGGAUGGGUCGUCGUUGGCAUCAUCUGGCUGAUGUGCAGUACUAUGGCUGUUGGUGUAUAUCCUCUAUGGGAAGGCCGUGAGAGUUUAGCCAGGAACUUCGGUGGUAUGUGGCGCGACAUCACUGGCAAGGGCCGUCGUCGCGGGGAUCAUGUUGAGGUGGUGGAAGGUGAGAAGACAGCUGCGCCAGGCACGCAAACACCUAAGGAGGCUGAUGCGAAGGCGUUGGAAGAGAAAUCGUAG
Messenger RNA from Alternaria conjuncta, 2085 nucleotides. RefSeq lists its product as uncharacterized. Lineage: Eukaryota; Fungi; Ascomycota; Dothideomycetes; Pleosporales; Pleosporaceae. The coding region runs from base 1 to 2085 and encodes 694 amino acids. Gene Ontology annotation, biological process: urea transmembrane transport; putrescine transport; spermidine transport. Gene Ontology annotation, molecular function: spermidine transmembrane transporter activity; putrescine transmembrane transporter activity; urea transmembrane transporter activity. Gene Ontology annotation, cellular component: plasma membrane. The record is from RefSeq and is a predicted model, not a curated record. The transcript is spliced from 6 exons.